This is a messenger RNA of Oreochromis niloticus (Nile tilapia), 1756 nucleotides long. RefSeq names its product plexin-C1. The record is from RefSeq and is a predicted model, not a curated record. Lineage: Eukaryota; Metazoa; Chordata; Actinopteri; Cichliformes; Cichlidae. Gene Ontology annotation, biological process: regulation of GTPase activity; negative regulation of cell adhesion; regulation of cell shape. The transcript has 14 exons. The annotation marks the transcript as partial. Gene Ontology annotation, molecular function: semaphorin receptor activity. Gene Ontology annotation, cellular component: plasma membrane; semaphorin receptor complex.
CUGUCUGUGGACAGGAAGUAUCACGCCGCCUGUCCCACGGUGCUCUACAGGACCAGUGAUGACCGCAAAAUGAAGCGAGUUCCUGUGUCAAAGUGCAGCACGUACACAAAUGUGCAGGAGUGUUGGUCUGCACAGGAUCCAUACUGUGGUUGGUGUGACUCUAAAAGCAGCUGCACAUUUGAAGAUGACUGCACAGAUUCAGACUGGCUGUCCAUUCCUGAUGAGUCCCAACACAAAAUGAUUUCCCACAAAGUUGAAAAGGACACAAAUGGACAGGUUUUGCUAAAAAUGCACACACACCUGAUCGUGGGCCAGAAAGUGUCGUCUAACUUUAUCUGUCAGUUCACUGCAAGGUCCAGCUCAAUUUGUGCUCCGAAUAACCCUCCUCCACAGUUCCCACAAUGCACCUGCAUCCUGUCUGAUCGUACACUUCCUGCUGAUGGUCUGCAUGUCACAGUGAAAUUUAGACUUGGUUCAACACAACUGUCAGAACAGCUGAGGUUGACCAACUGCUCUGACAUCAGUGGACCACCAAGUUCAGUCUUGUGUCAGCAGUGCAUCAAAGCUGGUUGUAGAUGGAACAUAAACAGAUGUUCCUGGGCCGAUCAAACAGAGAUCAAUGACAGUGUUUGCCAAAAUGUGCAGUCUGGGAAGAACUUCUCUAUCCCAGAGAUCUCCUCCAUCACUCCCAGUGUGGUGUCUUUCUACGGUAGAAACCACGCAGUGCUGUCAGGUCGUAACCUCGAUGAUGUGACUGCAGUGAGGAUCCAGGCAGAUACUGACUGUGCUCCAAAAGAAUCUCCUGUUUGGGACAACACUGGUUUCAGUCUGAUGUUCCACAUUCCCACUUCAGAUAUCAAAGGUGUGGUCAGCGUAUGUCUUCUCCUCCCAGAUGGUCGUUGCCAUGGCAAAGCUAAAAUCACCUACAGCUCAUUACCAUCAUGCACCAACAUUACUCCCAGCAGCAGUUGGAUCAGUGGGAAGAGGAAGAUCACACUCAUGGGGUCUCACCUUAACUUUGUUGAAGGGGUCGUCCACAGCCACGCAAUGCAGGAUGUCAGACUUCCCAGAAACAUCAGCUCUCAGUACCUCACCUACGAUUCACCUGCAGCUAGGAGUUUUUCUAGCAGCACUCUGUUUGUGAAACUAGCCAAUGAAACCUUAGCCUGCUCCACAAAACUCUCCUACGUUCCAGACCCUGAGUUUACCAGCGUCACAGCCACAAGGACAGGGGAAGAUGUCCACAUCACCAUUCAGAAAAAAGCAGACAACCUGGAGAUGAUGAUAGAAGAGUUAUCAGUGUGGGGCGUUCAAGACGAUACAAAAUACCAGUGCAUCGUGGAAGCCAAAGAAACCUGGACCAACACUGACUUUUUCACCUGUGGAUUUAAAAGCCCAUCCAACCAUGAAUUUGAGGAGUUACUGAUAAAGUAUGGUGACAGGACAGUAAGUCUUGGGCUUGAGUCCCAGUUACACAAAGCCCUUCAGAUAUUGCGUUUCAUGCUGAUACCCUGUGUUAUUGCAGUGUUGAUGAUUAUCUAUUUCUGGCAGAAGAGACUCGCAAUUGAGAUGAAUAAGCUCUGACAAAUGAUCGGCCUGAGUGUUCUUGGGAAAAAGUUUACUGUUUGUCUCAAAAUAUGCAUUAUAAAGCUUCCUGCAGAGUUUGCUUUGUUUUAUUUUUUCUUUCUCUCUUUGCGAUUUUAAUUAUACUGCAAAUGUGUUUUAGCUGAAGUCAUAUUAUCAGGACACAAAUAAA